AUGGCUGAUUUGCGGCCCCUCUUACCACCCUUCUCUGAGCUGAGUGCUCUUUGCAAGCAGCGUUUGACCCCUCUACAAAGCCAUGGACAGCCGAGUUCUCGCGGAAAGUCACGGUCUCCGCCAGACAAUAAUCCGGAUCCGGAUCAGCCUAUCACCCACGCUCCAGGAGAACCUAGCAUAAGCCUCACCCAAACCGCCGUCUGCGACUUUCUCACGUCAGAGCUUAGCACUCCACUCCUUGAUGAGCUCUACGAUGGUCUAUGGCUGGUUGCGCGAAAGUGUGGCAAGAGCAUUGACCCCCUGCACAGACAAAAAGUUAAAGCAAGAGAGAUCGUUGCGACCGAAGAUGCUCAUCUACAUCUCGUGUGGCAUUACAACAAAAUAUAUGUCAAGCCUUUGCCAUUGUGUCUGCUCAACUACGACUUCUGGACGACAUAUCUCCCGCUGCAGGUUGCCAGCACAUCCUCCAAAAAGGGCACCUUCGCGAUUCGACCAGUUCCUCCCUCUCCAGUAUUUGACCGGGCAGCUGCAGUAGGCUUCGUGCGAUCCUACGCCUUGCUCGUACGGUACCACGUGGACUUCAUCCUUGCACGUGAAUCCCAUCUCUUUCCCGCCGAACUUGACUGGGUCAAGUGGUCCGAGUUCGUUGCUCAUUUUCGAAACAUUGAGGACGAAGACGUAGCGAAGCGUUACCAUUAUGGACAGCUCCGCCUUUCGCGAUUAGAUUGGGCGGUCCGUCUGUUUCGCCCUUCGUCCGCAACGACUUGGUGGUUCUACGAAAUCCCUCACUGGUCGACGGCCAUGUAUGUAGAGCGAGCAGUUGCACCACUGCUCUUUGGCUUCGCCAGCUUAUCCUUAGUGCUGUCUUCUAUGCAAGUUUUGCUAUCAGUCCCAGAUGAGGAAUUGGGCUUCAAACACCUAGAUGCUUCUUCACUUGUGGACAUGAGACGAGCUUUUUGGUUGUUCUCGGUCAUGAUGUUGCUGUUGUCAGGACUAGUUUGGAUAUUGCUGUUCGUCAUUCCAUUCAGCGUGCUUAUUUGGCAGCUUGCGUGGGGUUUCAGGAACAGAGGGAAACCCAGAGCUAAAGCCCUUGGGCGGUCUGGAUGA
Molecule: messenger RNA, 1107 nt
Organism: Endocarpon pusillum Z07020
Lineage: Eukaryota; Fungi; Ascomycota; Eurotiomycetes; Verrucariales; Verrucariaceae
Exons: 1
Coding region: 1-1107 (368 amino acids)
Source: RefSeq, a predicted model, not a curated record